AUGCAUCUCCCAUCCUCCCUUGUUUUCUCCCUCGUCUGCUCCCUGGCCUCCGUCUCAGUCAACGCCCAGACUGACGAAACAUGGCCAUACCAGACCUUCAAGUCGGAGCCCUCGCUGCAGCCGCCUUCACUUGAAAUCACAAAGUCUGGCCCGACAGCCCCUGGUUACAUUUUCUUCGACCAAAAUGGCCAGCUUGGCCACAACUACAGCCUUUUCAUCAUGACGGACGAGAAUGAGCUCGUCUGGCAGGGUGAGCUGGGCGACUUGACCGGCUUCAAAACCCAGACUCUGGACGGCAAGCCAGUCUUGACUUACUACACCGGCGCGACAUUUUCCGAGCCGUUAGGUUUCGGGUACGGAGUCGUCGAGAUCCUCGAUGACUCGUACGAGCAUCUGUACACUGUCACCAUUAACGGCACGACUGAAAACUGGGUGGCCUUGGGCGGCGCCAACCUCACCUUCCUCGACGAGUAUCAGUGGUACCUCGACAUGCACGAGGCCCUCAUCACCCCUGAGGGCACCUUGUUGGUCACUGCCAACAAUGUCAGCCAAAUCGAUCUGACGUCCGUCGGAGGCCCUGCAGAUGGUUGGAUUAUUGACUCGCUGUUCUACGAGAUCGACAUCAAGACCAACGAGAUUCUCUUCCGGUGGAGCCACCUGGCCCACCUCGACCAGAUCCCCUUGACGGAUGUGCUUUCCGUCUACCCCCUGGACGACCUGGGCCAGAACCAGACCGUACCCUGGGGCCCCUUCCACAUCAACUCGGUGGAGAAGUUCGCCGAUGGCUCAUACUUGAUUGACUCGAGGCACUACUGUGCCUUCUUCAAGAUUGCCAAAGAUGGCAGCGUGGAAUGGACUCUUCAGGGACGCACCGGCGGUGACUUCACCCUCGGAACUGACCUCUCCUUCUGCUACCAGCACGACGCCCGCAUCCACGCUGAAGACGGCAACAAACUGCUUAUCAGCAUCUACAACAACGACAACUCGGGCACCGUGAGCGGCGUCAACCAAACCAGCGGUCUCUUCAUCUCCGUCAACACCGACUCCUUCGUCGCCAACAUGACGCAGGAAUUCAUCGACCCCAACGAAGCCAUCUACUCCAAGUCUCAGGGUAAUAUGCAGGUGCUUGAGAACAAGAAUGUCUUGAUGGGCUACGGGUCCACGCCCAAGUUCAAGGAGUUCAACGCAAACGGAUCUGUCGUCAUGGAUGCUAGGUUUGGAUACGUCGAAUACAGCGUGUUUUCGUACCGUAUCUUCCGCCAGGAGUGGGUGGGUAACCCCAAGACGGCGCCCAAGGUGUUUGCUUGCAAAGAUACGGCGACGAACCAGACCGAGGUGUACAUGAGCUGGAACGGUGCGACGGAGCACCAGUCCUGGAACGUGUACGCCUCGGCUACGGAGGAGAACCUCUCUUUGGCUGCGACCGUGGCUAAGAGCGGGUUCGAGACCGUGGCCAAGAUCGGGGGGUGGGCAGAGUAUGUGAGUGUUGAGGCUUUGGGGCUGAACACUACUUCGAAGAUGUCGACUGUUGUGUCGGCUCUGACUGAGUGCUGA
Messenger RNA from Pseudomassariella vexata, 1554 nucleotides. Its product is annotated as ASST-domain-containing protein. The coding region runs from base 1 to 1554 and encodes 517 amino acids. The record is from RefSeq and is a predicted model, not a curated record. NCBI's taxonomy places the organism in Eukaryota, Fungi, Ascomycota, Sordariomycetes, Amphisphaeriales, Pseudomassariaceae. The transcript is spliced from 2 exons.